AUGGGCUUCAUUUUCUUCCCGCUUGUGCUCUGCCUCCUGGUUGUCCAACUGGUGAGGCUGCAGUUUCAAAGAAGGCGCUAUCCACCAGGGCCGACACCUCUGCCUUUCGUCGGAUCCUUAUGGCACCCCAAAUUUCUUCGACUAAACCGGGAACACUUGACUGAGAUCUCAAAGAUCUACGGGAAUAUCUUCACCUUGUGGUUUGGGCCGUACCCUGUGAUUAUAUUACAAGGUUUCCAAGCGGUGAAGGAGGGUCUCACCGCCCACCCUGAAGACUUGGCUGGCCGGCCUUUGCUCCCCUUAUUUAAAGCAGUGGCAAAUAAUAAAGGGAUUCUGCUUGCCACGGGUCGGACCUGGAAGCACCAAAGGCGAUUUUCAAUGGCGACUCUGAAGUCCUUGGGCAUGGGGAAGAGCACUCUGCAGUAUCAGAUCCAAGAGGAAGCAGAGAAUUUGGUGGAAGAGUUCAGGAAAAGUGAAGUGUCUGCAAGGGAAGGCAAAGUGUCAAAAAAGAUCAAGAUGGUGGCUCACACCAUCAAAGCCCUCGACAAGGAAGGCAAUUUCACCUGUCGAGAAGAGUUUAUCCCAUUUUCUCUAGGUGCUCGUUCAACAAAAAACCAACCCAAAUCGCCCUAUAACGAAAAGAACCUGGUUCAGAACAUUUUUGAUCUCUUCAUGGGGGGAACAGAGACAUCGGGCACCACUUUUAACUGGGCACUGUUGUAUAUGGUGCUUUAUCCUGACAUUCAAGCCAAAGUUCAAAAGGAAAUUGAUACCCUUCUACCACCGGGCCAGUCGAUCUGUUACGAGGAUUGCAAGAAACUUCCAUACACAAAUGCAGUGGUGCACAAAAUCCAGCGCUUUAGCAACAUCAUCGCGAUCGGAGUGCCCAGAUACUGCAUAAGAGAUACGAUGAUCCAGAAGUUUCUCUUUAGAAAGGGCUCCAUCUUUUUCCCAAACAUGGCUUCUCCCUUGUAUGAUGCCAACGAGUGGGAGACACCCCUCGCCUUCAACCCGAACCAUUUCCUCGACAAGGAAGGCAAUUUCACCUGUCGAGAAGCGUUCAUCCCAUUUUCUCUAGGUCAUCGAGCAUGUUUGGGAGAAAAUUUGGCAAAAACAGAGAUCUUCCUUUUCUUUACCAACCUUGUUCAAAUGUUCAAUUUCCACUUGGCUGACAGAUCAAAAGAUAUAAAGUUUGACGCGAUCUGGGGAGGCACUCUGCAUCCGCAUUUCUUUGAGAUCUCUGCAAUUCCUUGCUAG
Molecule: messenger RNA, 1257 nt
Organism: Protobothrops mucrosquamatus (brown spotted pit viper)
Lineage: Eukaryota; Metazoa; Chordata; Lepidosauria; Squamata; Viperidae
Product: cytochrome P450 2D20-like
Biological process (GO): arachidonate metabolic process; xenobiotic metabolic process
Cellular component (GO): cytoplasm; intracellular membrane-bounded organelle
Molecular function (GO): heme binding; oxidoreductase activity, acting on paired donors, with incorporation or reduction of molecular oxygen, reduced flavin or flavoprotein as one donor, and incorporation of one atom of oxygen; iron ion binding
Source: RefSeq, a predicted model, not a curated record